Molecule: messenger RNA, 1610 nt
Organism: Alosa alosa (allis shad)
Lineage: Eukaryota; Metazoa; Chordata; Actinopteri; Clupeiformes; Clupeidae
Exons: 2
Coding region: 176-1261 (361 amino acids)
Source: RefSeq, a predicted model, not a curated record
UAGAUAUACACGCUUGUUUUCCCGUUUCGAUUAUAUUCGAAUAUAUAUAUCUUUUACAUCAUAAUUGUCCUAAUUUGAUACCAUAUUAUAUUUUAAGUUCAGGACGUCUAACUUCAGCCCAUUUUCAUCACAAUUCUGAAAUGUAGCUCCAGUCAGUGAGGACAUUUUCAGUUCAAUGGAUUCCCAAAGCCUUGAAGAGGAGUUGGAUAGACUCCAUGCCCAAAACCAGGAGAUGAAACACAUAAUGCAGCAACUCCUGAGGGAAAACCUGGAGCGGAUGCAGUACACCGGCUCCAGGACCUGCUUCCCAGCAUGUUGUCAUCAUCAGCUGCUUCACCCACAUCUCCAACCUCAUCUUGUGCCUGUGAUGCUGCCAGACCACAAUCCCACAAUGCUCUGCGGCUCUCUCCAGCCGCUCAGAGCCGGUGUAGCGUCUGUUCAGCAUGAGCUGUUGCCCCCUAUCACCCCUGCAAACGCCCAGCAGCAGCAGUCCUGUGGCUCAUUCCCCUCCUUGCCUGCGCUUGCCCAGGGCCAGGCCCCGGUCCAGCUGUUGCUAGGUGACAGACGGCUCUCUGCAAUUCCGCAAGGAGGUGCUCCGCAUUCCCUAAGCAGGAAGAAUUUGACAGGCCUUGAUCACACUCACCCACUGAUGCCACUCCAUCACAACAGAGCCCCGAGUGGCGUUGCCAAUGGCAGCAUGGCACCUGCUCCACCUGUCAUCACCAAGGCAACAGGCAAAAGUCAUAACAACGAGCCGAAGAAGAUCAAGGCCAGGCGCUGUAUUAAAACUGUUCAAGAUGUUGACCUGAAAACCAGCAGUCAACAGGACAACAUUAACAGUGGCCAAAACCAUGACAAUGGUUGUCAACCCCAGCAGGAGCAGGAUAUGGGGUGUGUGCUGGAACCCCUAAACGUCUACCAGAUCCCUGAGAACCUCCGACUGGGGGCCCUGCGUGUUGCUGAGGAGAUCAGACUCACCAGUCUCCGCUGUAACAGUGUCCUCAGUGGCAAUGCCAGCGCUUCUGACCGUGCAGGCAGUUCUACGAGCAGCCUCAGCCCUGUGGACCUCAGGACCCCGUCCGCACUGCACGCUCUGCCCUUCCUCAACACCCCCACUCCACCCAUUGGCCAUGCUGUCCCCUCCCCCCCAGAGACAGCCAAACCCCAGGUAACCAAUCAGAGACGGUUCGUCAGUAGACUACCCCGCCUCAAGAAGACGGCUUCAGUUAGUGUGGCCACUGCUGUGACAGGUGAGCAGUGAAGUCAGUAAAGUUAGAUACAUAUCCCUAACCUUCCUACACACACACACACUCACUGACACACACUGUGUCUGAUAUAGAUUUAGUUGCAACACAGGAAUAGGAUCUACAAAUCAAACUUAAUAACACAUGAGUGUAGCCAAGGAGCACAUGCAGACCAUCUCAUACAGUCGUGAAAACAUUACUCAAACAUCAGUCCAUAGCAUAAUUUGCCAUAGCAGUGUAGAGAGACAAACAGAUUUGACCUUUGACCUCCCAGAGCAAAAGUCUGUGGAGUGUCUGGCAGGGAAGGAGGAAGUGAGGGAGUGUAAGGAGGUGAAGAAGAAGAGAGUGAUAGUGGAGAAGCAAACA